CGUAAGAAACCGGAUCACCCAAUUCAAGAUUUUGAAACUCAAAACCCCCAAAAUCCAAACUCAUCAUAAACCCUAAAACUUUUUCUCAUCUUCUCUACUGAUUCAAUCCUGUUAUCAUCGAUAGAAAUGAUCGUCACUGGGUACGAAUUUUUCUAGAAUCUUCAAGCUUUCGUUACCAGUUUCCGAUAAAAAAUGGACCCAAUUGCUUCGGUGUUGGAGAAAGUGAAGAGCUUUACGAAAUCGAGCCAGGAUUUAGUCUCCCGCCAUUUCGGCUUCCACGAGAAUCCUUCUCGCCAGAAUCCGAUUGAUAUCUUAAAGAGAUUACAAAGAGAAGCAUUCUCGGAUUUGAUGAAACUUAGAGAUAGACAAGAGAAAGUUGAGCGGAUUAUUUCCUCGCAGAAAUUAUCAAAAUCAGGUCCGUUUCAAGAGACUAGCACUCAUGUGAGAGGUGAGGUUGAUGUGCUUGGAGCUAUAUUGCUGAUGGGAAACACUGACGACGAAAGUUUCAAUGGACUCCAUAAAGAAGGUGUGAGACCUGGAUUACUCUCAAGGUUUGUGUUUGAAACGAGUCUUAGGGAGACAGAUAGGCUUGUGGCUGAGCUUGUUGCUGGAUACAAAGGGGAAGGAAAUCACUGUGAUUUUUCUGGGAGAGAGUUGUCUUUAGCCAAAGUCUUCUACGAGGCAGAUAUUAAUGAUUGGUUCUCCGCUGUUGCUAUUCCUGUUGGUGCGCAUUUCAGAGACAUUGAGGCUUCUACUGUGUCUUCUUACCAGGGAAUGAGUCUUACAGAAGUUUCUGAACUUGGACCACCUCUUUUAAACCAACACAAUGGUAGCGCCAUAGGGUUAAUAGUCAGAAAGUCAAACAUCACAGCUUCACUAGCCCAAUCCAUGUCGAACGUUGAAGUUGAACAGGGUGCACCAAAUCGUGGUUUCAGAACAUUUGGGCAAGUAACCUGCCACAUUCUCAGAAGUUUAAAGAUAUCUCUAUUGGGCUGUCACCAAGUUUUAACACCAUCUAGCAACCUCCAUUCUGUUGGAGCCAUUACACUUCCAGUAAGUUUCCUAAGGCGCCAUACUGCUACGGAGCCUGAACCACCAGCACCGCCUCUGGAGAUGAGUAGAAGCAUGAAUCAUGUGUUGUCUAGUGCCAUUGCUUUGAAGUUAGACUCUCUAAUGGACGAGUCUACAAAACUUGGGGGAUGGAUUGAAAUUCAGAACUCAAGAGAAAAGCAAGUAAAAUGGUCAGUGUCUAUUACAGACAACCCAGAGGAUGAAGUGGGCUGGGGCAUGAGUGUUGGGGGAGUCGUCGAUAGUUCAAGAAAUCAUGAUCGGUUUCAGGUGGAAUCGUAUCUGAAAUUCAACAUAGGCGAUCGGUUUAGCUUAAGACCAGGUCUUGUUUAUCACACAAACAGUAACGGAAGAACCAUAGGUCUUAUGCUACAGUCUCACUGGUCGCUGUGAUCUCAAGGUUACUCAAUACAUGUACAUUGAUGGUUCUAAAUACCACUGACUGCAUUUUGAGAUUUUUGUGUCCAAUGCAAUCUAUUUGUCUGAAAAUAUAUUAUGCAGUAGCCAUUUUUUGUGAUUGAUCUAAUAUGCUUAGGGAGAAGUAAAAUAACUGAAGAUUGAUCUA
Molecule: messenger RNA, 1633 nt
Organism: Arabidopsis lyrata subsp. lyrata
Lineage: Eukaryota; Viridiplantae; Streptophyta; Magnoliopsida; Brassicales; Brassicaceae
Exons: 3
Coding region: 193-1461 (422 amino acids)
Source: RefSeq, a predicted model, not a curated record